AUGGCUUUGAUUCUAAGGAAAUGUGUUGAAAUAUUUAAUUUCUACGUCAUAGAAAAGAAAGACAAAAGAUCAGAUGAACUCUUUUUUGGCAAAUCGCCAAUUCCAUUGGCUUUAGUUUUGAGUGGAUAUCUUUUGUUGAUUAAAUAUGGACCGAAAUUAAUGGAAUCGAGAAAAGCUUUUGAAUUGAAAUAUAUUCUUAUUGUCUACAAUUUCAUUCAAGUCGUCUUAAAUACUCUCCUUGGUGUUUACGGCUGCUAUCACGUAUUUCUUAUGAACGACUUUGACUUUAAUUGUCAGCCGGUUGAUUAUUCAACAACAUCAAAAGGUUUUCGUGAACUUGAACUGACGAAUUACUAUUUUCUCCUCAAACUUCUUGAUCUUUUGGAUACUGUAAUUAAACUCAAUUGGAUAACUUUACAGCCGCUCUUCAAUAUUUCAUUUUCAGCUAUUUAUUGUAUUAAGAAAGAAAAACACUCACUUAUCAUUCCUUCACUGUUAUCAUCAUUUCUUUAUGGGCCUUGGGAUGAACAUAGGAUUGAGAUACAUCGCAGUUUCAUGUACUUUUAUUAUUUCAUGACAGCAUUUAAAGUCGAAUUGAAGAAAUCAAUUUGGUGGAAGAAACAUAUCACGCAAAUUCAAUUGUUUCAAUUCGCUUUACUAUUUGUUCACUUUUUACGUGGAGCAUUAGCGAGCAACUGUAGCUAUCCUAAGUUCUGGCUUUGGGUUUUGGUCAUUCAAAACAUAUUUAUGUUCUCAAUGUUUGCUGACUUUUAUUUCAAAGCCUACAUGAAGAAGAAAAGCAAAGACUGA
Clunio marinus is the source of this 810-nucleotide messenger RNA. The record is from the annotation of a GenBank genome assembly. Lineage: Eukaryota; Metazoa; Arthropoda; Insecta; Diptera; Chironomidae.